CCGCCAUCAACGAACCGCCAGGUUGUAAUUAGUACGAUAAUGAUUUCACGUAAGGAUGGAUCCUCAUCAUACGGCCAAUGAAUUAAUUAUACGUCCAAGUAAUCAUCAGCAGACCAACGUCAUAUCUUCCGCUGAUUGGCAGUCAAUCAAGCAAUGAUUGCGCUCUGUCGGUUGCUUAUGAAAUGUGGAGGUUGCUCAUCAAGAAUCAAGAAGAGUGUGUCUCUCUGGGUUAAGAAUUCAAUCGUCAUAUAACUAUAACUUAAUUGGAUUUUGUCAAGACGCUUUUCCGCCGAGACUGACACUUUUUUACUUACGUUUGGCGGGAAAUGCGGCCAGGUGCAUACAGGUCCGGCCUCAAAUGCGGCCAGAUACAUAUACGAUAGUGCUACCGAUAGUGUGAGUACUACACCCAGAGUGUGGUGGCCGUCGCGUUGAGUUUCACUUUUGGAUUUUGGAUGACAUUCUUUCUGUGUGAGGGUGAACCGCGCGCACAAGUACAUUGAAGGCACGACGAGCAAGCGCGCGCGCGGGCGCGCUCUGGUGAUUGGCGAUGGCGGCAUCGAGAGGGCAGGUCGACCUCUUGGAUUGCAUUGACUUUACUUCUGUUGAGUGUUUGAACGAAAGCCCAAGUCAUACCAUUGAGAAUGCAUUGAAACAGGGCUACAGGGAAGCCGAUGAUGUGUACCUGGAGAGCGACGCUGAUGAGCAGUUACUCAUAUACAUCCCCUUCAAACAGAUUGUCAAACUCUCCGCCAUAGUUAUUAAAGGGCCUACGGAGGAAGACUUCCCAGCCAAUCAAGAGAUCGUUCUCUCCUCAGAUGAAUUGAAGGGGAAACCGGUUACCCUUAAAUUCGUCAAAUUUCAAAAUGUUGGAAGUUUGACCAUCUUCAUCGAAAACAACCAAGGAGAGGUUGAGGCGACGAAGGUGACGAAGAUCUCGAUCCAUGGCACAACGGUGGAGACUACGAACAUGAAGGAGCUGAAGAAGGUGGGAUGACGAUAAAGCAUGGCAGGGGAGUAUUUUGCCCUGACAUCGUGCUUUCAAAUUCGGCCUGUUUAUUGGGAAGACUGAAGAAAUGGACGAGGGGAUGGUGUUUUCCACAUAAAGAGAUUGCAUGGCGGGACUUCGCAUACCCUAGUGACGGACUUGGGCAAAAGGCGAAAGAAUGCCCAGAGAUCCUGACGUUGGUAUACCGAUUCGCGGCCAGCAAGAGGACAGCUCCUCUCACUCGGUUUCGUAUUGAACUCUGCAUAGUACUAAUGAUUGAGUACAGAUGCAUAAUCGUAUUUUGUUUGUUUGGAAAGAGGAUGAACGUUUAUAGAUGAAAAUUUAUAGAUGAACAUUUAUAGAUUAACAUUUAUAGAUUAACAUUUAUAGAUUAACAUUUAUAGAUCUAUAUACACAUAUGCACAUAUAUGUACUACUACGACUUGUGCGUGGAGUGGUGGUGGUUUUGCUCUGUGUCAUCUUGAAAUCGCUCAGGCAAACGGCAGUUUGGCUGCAUGGCUAUUUGGAUUCAUGUCUUUAUGGCUGUUUGGAUUUAUGGCUUUAUGGCUGUGUGGCUAUGGCGAUGUGGCCACGGCCAUAGGUCGUUGAAGGCCAGAUUUGUCUAUUUUGGCAAAAUGGCUCUUCAGCUACGAUGAGCGGCUGUUAUACAUGGUGAUUUAGCUAUAUGACAACUUGGCUAUGGUGAUUUGGCUACCUGGCUAUUUGGCUAUGGGGAGUUGAGUCAGUUGACUAAGACAAUUAUGGCUAUUGCGAGUGCGAUUGAGCUGUAUGGCUAUUUGGCUGUAUGGCGGUUUGACCAUAUGGCUAUAUAUGGCUAUCUAGCUGUGGUUAUGUGGCGAUGUGGCUACUGCGAGCGCCGAUUGCAGGCUUCUUGAGUCGUCGCCGUGUUGGCGUCAUGUUACAUCCGGUCGCAAUUGUAAUUUUAGUGUUUUGCAACUUUCUGGUUUUUGAACAAAUUUAAAAUUUUUAAUUUUAGUGUUUUGCCACUUUCUGUUUUCUGACAGUAGUGUGCGUAUAUUCCCACUUGCGACUAGCUUUCUCACGUGGGGGAUAUACUCAGACUGUGGACUCUUCUGCGAUGUAUCAUGUAUCUGACUGCCAUUACGGCCAGAUCCUGUUGAACAAUCAUGGCCGUUGUCGUCGUUAUCUUUUUCUUACCGAGCUGUAAUCGUUCCUGCAGGACAUUCAACUCGCUCUGUGAGACUCAGUUUCUAUUCUUUGUUGCUUUUCUUUUUUUUUUUUCUUUUUUUUACGUUUUUGUAGUUUUAAAAGUUAAAAGAGUGUAAAACUUCG
This is a messenger RNA of Chara braunii, 2302 nucleotides long. NCBI's taxonomy places the organism in Eukaryota, Viridiplantae, Streptophyta, Charophyceae, Charales, Characeae. The record is from the annotation of a GenBank genome assembly.